Molecule: messenger RNA, 417 nt
Organism: Andrographis paniculata
Lineage: Eukaryota; Viridiplantae; Streptophyta; Magnoliopsida; Lamiales; Acanthaceae
Product: protein ASYMMETRIC LEAVES 2-like
Exons: 1
Coding region: 1-417 (138 amino acids)
Source: RefSeq, a predicted model, not a curated record
AUGAAUUAUUGUGCAUCGUGCCGGUAUCGUCGCAGUCGUUGCUCUUCUUCGUGUCCGCUUGCGCCGUAUUUCCCGGCGAACGAAGAAGGAGAGAGGAAUUUUCAGGCGGUUCACCGUGUCUUUGGCGUGAACAGAAUCGCCAACAUUCUUCGGCAAAUCGAGUCUUCAGACUUGCGCGACGAUGCUGUUAGAUCCCAUAUACUCGAGGCUCAGUAUCGCCUCCAAUAUCCGGUAUACGGCAGCGUCGCCGUCAUCGUUCCUCUGCUGCACCAGACGCGACAGGCUUUGUUGGAGCUGGAUCGACUUCUAAACCUGCUACCGCACAACAACAACACUUCUACGCCAGUAUUAAACGAUCAAGAAACUUCUGGGAAUGACAAUCCCAAUCAAGAAAUCCUUCGUCCUCCGCCACAAUGA